Penicillium verrucosum is the source of this 267-nucleotide messenger RNA. RefSeq lists its product as uncharacterized. Bases 1 to 267 code for a protein of 88 amino acids. The transcript has a single exon. NCBI's taxonomy places the organism in Eukaryota, Fungi, Ascomycota, Eurotiomycetes, Eurotiales, Aspergillaceae. The record is from RefSeq and is a predicted model, not a curated record.
AUGCAGAAAGGAAACGUCACUGUUGGUAGCAAUGGGAAAAGAAAGGCUUGGCAGGAAAGGCGCGAAGUAGAGAUACACGCGAUCAAAGAUCCGAAGAUCAAAAGAUCGAAAGAUCCCAAAGAUCCCAAGGAUCUCAAAGGUCCCAAGGUCCCAAGGUCCAAAGGUCCCAACGGUCCCAAAGAACCUCAAGGCCAAGAUCAAGGAGACAGGGUUUGGGAGGCGUCAAAGAAUAGGGAAAAGGGAAAUUGGAAGGGAGAAAAGAGGUGA